Molecule: messenger RNA, 550 nt
Organism: Amoebophrya sp. A25
Lineage: Eukaryota; Dinophyceae; Syndiniales; Amoebophryaceae
Source: the annotation of a GenBank genome assembly
CACCGUCCGCCCGCUCCAGGUACUGACGAGGAACCUGAGGUGAAGGCCGUUGCGGAUCAAAUGCGUCGGGUUUUCUUAGAUCGAGCUGGUCUCACCGAACAGCAGAUGACUUGCCUCAUUCUAGGUGGUCGCAGCUACGGUCGCUGCCAUCAGGACAUCAGCGGGUACUUUUUACAACCAUCGAGUAUACAAGAAUGAUCAACGUGUUGCUUCUUGUGUUUGAUGUAGAAUUGGAGAUCAUCACUGCAGGCCUUGCGAACGGUUUCUGUUUUAUCUUCGAUCAUUUUACCUUGGAUUCGGACUUGCUGGCUGAUGGAACAAAAAGUACUGUAAAACAUGUCAAAAAUCAAUUAUUAGAUGAAAAAAGAAUUCAAAUGGUGUUCGCCACAUCAUAUCACAUUAAGUACUCCAUUCCACCAACCCACGCCCACUCCACCCUAAACACUACUAGGUAUGCGCCCUAAAUCAAAAUCCGAUUAUUAGAACAUCACAUAUCCUCAGAGGAAUAGGGGACUCCUGCUGGCAAUUACACUACAAGUUUAGAAAAAGC